AUGAAGAGCAGGUCGCAGAAGGGUACAGGGAUGUUCGCGGCAAAGAUCGAUAUGGCCAAAGCCUAUGAUUGUGUGGAGUGGCAUUUUAUUGAGGGAGUUAUGGUCCGAAUGGGUUUUGAUAGGCGUUGGGUUGAUCUGAUCAUGAAUUGUGUAAGUACGGUAUCAUACUCUGUUCUGGUGAAUGGUCAUCAAUCAGAGGCUUUUAUACCAACUCGGGGCUUGAGGCAAGGAGAUCCGUUAUCCCCGUACCUUUUCCUGCUCUGCGCAGAGGGUCUUUUAGCGAUCACCAAGGCUGCGGUUCGGGAUAAGCGUAUGCAUGGUUUGAAGCCGGCUCAAGGGGCUCUGACAGUGUCCCACCUUUUUUUCGCCGACGAUAGUGUUUUCUUCGGGAGGGCUACUGAGCAGGAGAGUGGCCUCCUAAAACAGAUACUACAGUUGUAUGAAAAAGAGUCCGGAAAAUUGGUUAACUUUCAGAAGUCUGCAGUCUCAUUCAGUGGAAAUGUUAGAAUGCAUCAGAAGCUGAUGGUGAGCGGCACGCUUCAGAUGACAAUGGUAGAGAAACAUGAGAAGUACCUUGGCCUACCCACUGUGGUAGGACGGAGUAAGAAGGAGAUUUUUAAUGGCCUGAAAGAUAGAAUUCGGAAGAAACUCAAAGAAUGGAAAGAAAAAACACUCUCGGUGGCGGGGAGGGAGACAUUGAUCCGAUCUGUGGCACAGGAUCAGCUUACUUUCGCCAUGUCUAUCUUUCGUAUCCCGGCGGCUAUUAUUAACAAAGUUCACAGUCUUAUUAUGAACUUCUAUUGGGGUCAGAAGGGAUCUGAAAAGCGGAUUCAAUGGUUGAGUAGGGAAGAAAUGUUGCUGCCAAAAGAGGAGGGUGGGCUAGGAUUGAGGGAUCUUGAAGGGUUCAACACCGCCAUGUUAGCAAAGCAGGUGUGGAGGCUCCAUCAACGACCCUCGUCCCUAGUGGCCAAAAUCAUGAAAGCGAAAUACUAUAAGAACACUUCGAUCCUGGAAGGAAACAUAGGCUACCGCCCGACUUCAUCCGACGAAGCCUCUGUAGCGCCCAUGAAUUCCUCUGCGACAGCCUCAGGUGGAGAAUAG
This is a messenger RNA of Linum trigynum, 1101 nucleotides long. The record is from the annotation of a GenBank genome assembly. Lineage: Eukaryota; Viridiplantae; Streptophyta; Magnoliopsida; Malpighiales; Linaceae.